Molecule: messenger RNA, 843 nt
Organism: Lycium barbarum (goji berry)
Lineage: Eukaryota; Viridiplantae; Streptophyta; Magnoliopsida; Solanales; Solanaceae
Product: B3 domain-containing protein At3g18960-like
Exons: 2
Coding region: 269-730 (153 amino acids)
Molecular function (GO): DNA binding
Source: RefSeq, a predicted model, not a curated record
UGGAGAAAUCAGAUCCUUAGGACAAAAGAUAUCAUUCAACUUUUAAUUGCAGACGAUGCCAAAGUAGUAUACCAUUUUUAGCUUUCUUUUUCCUCCUCCUUCUGCACGAGAUUUUAAAGAACACUUUUUAAACUCAUAUACAGCUGUGUUAAAAAAGCACUUUUCACCUUUCUGUAAGGACUAUAUAUGCACACUUUGCAUUCCUUUUCUAUUCCUAGUUCCUUUAUAUAAUCCAAAGUUUUGCAGGUUCUGUUUAGAAAGAAAAAGAAUGGAGAUGAAACGGAAAAGGGGACGAGCAAGGAAGAAGCCUUUGGUUAAUUCAGAAAAGGAAGAAAAACUCAUCACUUGCUCCUCCAGUCACCGCCGGCAGCCUGAGUUCUUCACCCUAUUCCAUUCUGAUUGGAGCUCUCGACAACUUAAAUUACCAAAGAACUUCACCAGGGAAUUUGGGGAGAGCAUCAAAGAAACAAGCACAAUUAAAGACUUGACUGGGAAAGCUUGGCUUGUAUCUGUGGAAAAGACUGAAGAUGGAGUAUUUUUCAUUGGAGAAGGAUGGGAAGAUUUCAUCAACUAUCACUCUCUGCAAGAUGGCUACUUCUUGAUUUUCAUAUAUGAUGAAGGGGACUCUUCAUUCACUGUCAAAAUAUUCAGCACAACUGCUUGCAAGAAAUCAGUGCCAAUGGCUAUAGUACAAAUUAAAGGAAGAGACCAUUUGAAAUAUAAGUAUUAAUUACUAGUAGUAGUUAUUGUUGUAAACUUAGACAUUGUAUCUUUAAUCUCUUUUUGGUUUUAAGCAUUAUCAACAAAGAACGUAUCUAAAUACUGACUCAAUUUAAUUCGUUA